Messenger RNA from Cimex lectularius (bed bug), 2494 nucleotides. RefSeq names its product protein lozenge-like. The record is from RefSeq and is a predicted model, not a curated record. Gene Ontology annotation, cellular component: nucleus. Gene Ontology annotation, molecular function: DNA-binding transcription factor activity, RNA polymerase II-specific; RNA polymerase II cis-regulatory region sequence-specific DNA binding; ATP binding. Lineage: Eukaryota; Metazoa; Arthropoda; Insecta; Hemiptera; Cimicidae. The transcript has 5 exons. Bases 12 to 1076 code for a protein of 354 amino acids. Gene Ontology annotation, biological process: regulation of DNA-templated transcription.
CGCGUGUGGAUAUGCGCCUCGACAUGAACUCUGAGGGCUACAUAACCGCCGAGCUCCUCGCGGAAAGCACCAUCGAAAGCCUUCUGUCCGAACACCCCGGUGAACUCGUGAGGACCGGCAGCCCGCACGUCGUCUGCACCGUCCUCCCGUCACACUGGAGGUCCAACAAGACGCUGCCCGUCGGGUUCAAAGUCGUCGCCCUGGGCGAGGUGAUGGACGGGACGGUCGUCACGGUCAGGGCCGGAAACGACGAAAACUACUGUGCCGAACUCAGGAAUUGCACUGCCGUCAUGAAGAACCAGGUCGCCAAAUUCAACGACCUCCGGUUCGUCGGAAGGAGCGGAAGAGGGAAAAGCUUCACGUUGUCGAUAAUUGUGAACUCCUGCCCGCCUCAGAUAGCGACGUACAACAAAGCGAUUAAAGUAACCGUCGAUGGACCGAGGGAGCCUCGAUCUAAAACCAUGUUUUUUGUUCCAGGACAUCAGUCUUUCCAUCCGUUCCACUUUGGGCCAAGACCGUUCCCAUUUCCGGGCGGCAUAGACCCUCAACGAGUGGAAUCCCUUCCGUUCAAACUCUCAGGUCUUGCUCAGCAGCUCGGUGAGGGUGGCUGGGGGCGCGGGGGCUACCCUUACUUGCCGCCGCCUCCGCCGCUUCACCACUCGCAGCUCCUGGCCCUGUCCGCAGGGCACCACACGCAUCCGAAUUCAGAGCUAUGCCGCGAACCUCUGGGCCCUAUAAGCGUUGCAGUCGCUGGGAACGAUGAGAAGAACUCUGUUGAGUCCGGAGCUGGACUUUUGACGACUGCGGGUGAACAGAGGCCGUCGUCGUCUUCCGGUGGAUCGGGAGCUACAUCUCCGGAACCGAGGCCGGCCACACCACCUCCGCUCGGCCUACACCAUCCGGCAUUUUUCAGCCUCCUGCUGCAAACUCCACUCCUGCCUCCUUCGCACUGGCUCUACCCGCACCUCUACCCGCCCCUGAUAAGACCGCCGGAUCCUCCUCCGGCCAGCCCGCCGACAAAACCCUCUCCGAAAGCCGCAACGAAAAGGUCAACUGACGUCUGGCGACCUUACUAAGUUUUGCCGAUAUUUUCGAAUUCUUGAAGUUUUAACCUCACUUUUUAAAUUCUCUCGGGAGAAAGAUUAAAGAUAAGUCGAACGGAUCCUACGAGAGACAGUUACCAGUGCUGAGAAUAAUGUAAUUCUUUUUAUAUUUCGUUUAGCAAAUAUAUUUUAUGUUUACAAAUCUCUUUAAUAAAAAAAAACCUCUUUGUUUUGUAAUAAAAAUUCCACUUUAAAUGUUUACUCUCUAGUCGUCAACGUUCGAUCGCUCCGUUGUGAAAUGUAAAAAGACAAAGUUUUGACUUACGCAAAUAUUGUCUUAAUUAAAUUUCUUGACUUUAUUGUCAAAAUGUGUCUCCUAAAUAGUCUAGCUCUUGCAAGGUAUUUUUUCUCUUUUUCGUUUCAGUUUGCAGCACUGAUUAUGUUUUUCCCUUUUAAAUUUAAAUUUUUUUUAUAAAAUUAAAAUCAAACUACUACUAUUGUCCUGACUUUUAGAUAGACAUUAAGCGUAUUUAUUGCAGGCAGUUUACAAUUUAGUUUCUGUUAAAAAAAGUUAAAGUUUUAUUGCUGUUAAAUUAAAAUUGAACUAUACUGUUACAUUGUUUUGUUUUACAUAAUUGUUUAUAUUCUUUUAUACGACCUUCGGUACAACAAUUGCAUUAUUUAAUCUUCCAAAUGGUACAAAUUAUAUUUUGAUAAUUUCAAAAAUACUUGCUCAACGUUUGCUUUUGAAUAAUCAUACUCACGGGAUAAAGUGGUGGGCAACCCAGCUUCAUAUAUUUUACAAGAAGUAAAAUAGUUUCAAACGAUCUUGCUAAUUUUGUACUCAAAUAGUAUUUCUUCGAGUCUGUAAAUAAUAUCGGUGUACACUUUUACGUUCAAGGGACUCUAAUUUGUAUACUUAAGUCAUAAAUCUCAAUGUAAUUUUCUUAAAAGCUUGUAGUUCUGUUCAUUAAUUUGUUAGCUAUGUACAAAUUUUAUAAACUAAAGAUUGGAAAGCGUUAAAAAAACGUCUUAAGUGUUGUAAGGCGCUUGAAAUAAAUCGAAAAUAUUGAGAUGAAAGUAAUGUAUGUUGCACUAUUAGUUAAUUGUUAUCAUAGGUUUUAAAAAAGUGAGAUUUCAACGGGGCGAUUGGUAUAAAAACAGGAUCUCAGAAAGUUUAUUAUGGCCGAGACACGCCAACUUCACAGAACAUUGCUCUUUGCACGAUAUAUUUUUCCAUCGUUACCGACUUGUAAAUAAAAUAUUGUUUGUAAAUAAUUACGCUGAUGCGACAGUUGUACUACCAGAGAUAAUUGUAAAUGUGUUUUCCCAUCGUGGAUAUGUUAUUUUGCAAUGGUAAAAGAACAAAAAAAACUGUGUGUAAAGGAGAAUUUAUUUCUUCGUUGUCUAUAUGUAUAUAUGUUUUAUGGUGUAGUUAAGAAAGUAUUGAU